Molecule: messenger RNA, 3234 nt
Organism: Monodelphis domestica (gray short-tailed opossum)
Lineage: Eukaryota; Metazoa; Chordata; Mammalia; Didelphimorphia; Didelphidae
Gene: FRZB
Product: frizzled related protein
Biological process (GO): canonical Wnt signaling pathway; non-canonical Wnt signaling pathway
Cellular component (GO): cytoplasm
Molecular function (GO): Wnt-protein binding
Source: RefSeq, a predicted model, not a curated record
GGGAGGAGGAGCUCCCUCUUUGGCCAUGAGGUGCGAACGUGAAAAGGAGCUGGGUUGGAAGCACAGACUUCAUUUCAAAGCUGGUCCUGUCCCUCCUAGCAGCCACAACACUACUCAGAAAUUCAGUGCCUGCGCACCCUCUCCCUCAACCACUAAACUUCAAGACUUACAAACUCUAACUCAAUGCUUUCCCCCUGUCCUCUCUGGGAAUAAGGCAUUUUCUCCCCAUUUUUCUUUUCUCCCCUCCCCCACCCUUGUCUCCCCCCUCCCCCACCCCUUUGCUUUCCUCCUUUCCUCCUUUUCUCUUUGGAGAAUUUCAUGAUUCCUUUAGCUGUUUUCUGGGAUCCCAAGGACCCUCACCUCUUUCCACAAACAACUGGAUUCUGCUCUGGUGUUUGCUUGUUUUCCCCCUCUUGUUUUCCUCACAUCUGAUUUAUCUGGGAAGUCUGAUUUUUCUGCCUGAGAGAAAGGAAAUGAAUAGAUGCUGGUGAGAACUAAGAGCAGCAGCAGCAGCAGCAGCCGCCCCAGCAGUGACUUCUGUGAGGAGCCCGUAGGACCUUAGUAGAGGAAUCUGAUCCAAGAAAGGCUGGACGACUGCUCCUGGGAAGAAACUCACUGAUCACUGAGAGGAGAAAAGAAGAGGGAAAGAGUUUCUCCACCUCCUUUAGCUUUCUAGUCUUUCUGACCCUUUCUACCGAGAUUAUGGUUGGCUGCAGUUCUGCAGAGAUGCUGCUGCUGCUUCUGUUUGCUGUGGCAGGCAUCUUCUUCAGCCAGGUGCCUGGAUCCCAGAGUGCAGCCUGUGAACCUGUGCGCAUCCCCCUGUGCAAAUCCCUUCCCUGGAACAUGACUAAGAUGCCCAACCACCUGCACCACAGCACCCAGGCUAAUGCCAUCUUGGCCAUCGAACAGUUUGAAGGCCUCCUAGGAACCCGCUGCAGCCCAGACCUGCUCUUCUUCCUCUGUGCAAUGUAUGCACCUAUCUGUACUAUUGAUUUCCAGCACGAACCCAUCAAGCCUUGCAAGUCUGUGUGUGAGAGAGCUCGGCAGGGGUGUGAGCCGGUCCUCAUCAAAUACCGCCACUCGUGGCCAGAGAGCUUGGCCUGUGAAGAACUGCCAGUGUAUGAUAGGGGUGUCUGCAUCUCUCCUGAGGCCAUAGUCACUGCUGAUGGAGCUGAUUUUCCCAUGGAUUCUAGCAAUGGAAACUGUAGAGGCACCAGCAGUGAACGCUGCAAAUGUAAGCCUGUAAGAGCCACACAGAAGACCUACUUCCGGAACAAUUAUAACUAUGUUAUCCGGGCAAAAGUGAAGGAAGUAAAGACUAAGUGCCAUGACGUCACUGCCAUAGUGGAAGUAAAAGAGAUUCUAAAAUCUUCUUUAGUGAAUAUCCCAAGGGAUACAGUUAAUCUUUAUACAAAUUCAGGUUGCUUGUGCCCUCCACUCAAUGUUAACGAGGAAUAUCUCAUCAUGGGCUAUGAAGAUGAAGAACGCUCUAGGUUGCUCUUGGUGGAAGGUUCGAUAGCUGAGAAAUGGAAGGAUCGUCUUGGUAAAAAAGUUAAGCGUUGGGAUCUGAAGCUUCGUCACAUUGGGUUAAGCAAAACUGAAUCUGGCCCAAGUGAUUCCACCCAGAAGUCUGGCAGGAACAAUAACCAGCGGCAAGCACGUAACUGAAUGUGAAAUGAGAAACAUGAAAACCAAUGGACUCCCUUAUAAGACUUGCAAUGUUGGAGCAGCAAAGGAAAAAUUGCACUAUUGCACGUUAUACUCGAUUGUUUACUACAAAAUCAAAUUGUAACUGAUAUUAGUCUUAAUUUCCCUUCUGUUUUCUGCUUUUUUUGUUUGGGUACAAAAUGUUAAAAUACAUAAAUAUCUAUUCUAUUUCACUAAGCAUGGAGAAAACUUCCCCAAUGAGCUGAAAACCGAAUCCUGGGAUGUUUACUGCAGUUUACAGCAAUCAGGUUAUUGUUGGGGCAUCUGGAUUUGCCAUUUUAUGUCCCAUUUUAGGGACAAAGAGAUGCUUGGCACAUACAGAAGGAUGGGAUCUGAUGUGAAUCAGACUCUGACAGACUGACAACAGCCUCACUUUCUAUAGUUUUUAUCCCUCCUCACAUUCAGGAAACAUUUAGAGAUUAAAAAAUAUAUAUGUACUUAUACAUACACAUAAAACGGCAGUUGGCUAGCAAAUGAUUGUGUAGACAAGGUAGUCAAGCAUAGCAGAGAACUUGUGAAAAAUACAUAGGAAAAUUUAUUCCCAAGAUUAAUGAGAAGCAAAAUAAAUAGCUUUAGAAUCUGAGGGGAGAAGUUUUUAUUCUGACCUUAAAGCACAAUUUUAACCAGUAACUGUUGGUAUUAACAGUAGCAUUUUCCUUUUGGCAAAAGAGUUGACUAAUGAACAUUAGGGAAUGAGUUAUAAUCAGAUAUCUGUUGUUAUCAGUGUAGUUCUGUUUAAUUUGUUUCAUUUUGAACAAACCUCUGGUGUAAGUCUCUCCCCCCCCCCAACCCCCCCAGAACAAAGUAUGGACAUAUAUGCACCCAGAUGUUAUUUUUAAAUAGUUUAAACCUUCUGAGAAAUGUUAGGUAGCUCGCCAAACUGAUAAGAUAAUUUACAGUGUUCUUAGCUUUUUGAUAGCCCAAUCACCCUGCCCAAGUUGUGUCCUUGGUCUCUGAGUCUGUCAGGCUAACAGCUGACCACAUCCAUUGGUGCAUUUCUUGGCUACCAAUGCAGCUUUGUUUCCAUCUGGGCAGGGACAUCACUUCCUAUGCGCUGAUAUUUGGGGUUCUGUAUUUGGGGUUUUUUGUGUGUGUGUGUGUGCAUGUGUGUGUGGGUAUAGCAUGUGAUUUGUUGCAGAUGACUGAAUUACCAGACCUCUCUCUUGGUGCCUGUCUGCACUUUAUCAUUUGAUUUUUGUGGGGGGUGUUCUUGUGUCUAUUCCUACACAAAUAGCCAUGUUUAACGCUCAGUAAUUGUCUAAUAAAAAGGAUUAGAGUUAUCUAGAGAGAUGAUAUUCUGAGUUUUGAACUUUACUGCAUAUUUUCAUUACUUACAGUGCAUUUUGAUCUCUAAGGUAUGCUUCAAACAAGUGAUGCCUUCACUUCCUUCUUCUAGUAGGAUGUUUUAGAGCCUAUGUCAAUCAUUUGGAAGUCCAUCGAUUUUCCUCUGUUGACAUAUUAUAAUGUUAGUAGAAAACUCAACUUUUGAGCUAUUGUAUAUGGAAAAUAAAACACUUAUGAUGCAAA